Messenger RNA from Penicillium canariense, 3285 nucleotides. Its product is annotated as vacuolar protein sorting-associated protein 54. The record is from RefSeq and is a predicted model, not a curated record. Lineage: Eukaryota; Fungi; Ascomycota; Eurotiomycetes; Eurotiales; Aspergillaceae. Gene Ontology annotation, molecular function: syntaxin binding. The transcript is spliced from 3 exons. Gene Ontology annotation, cellular component: GARP complex. Gene Ontology annotation, biological process: retrograde transport, endosome to Golgi; Golgi to vacuole transport. Bases 1 to 3285 code for a protein of 1094 amino acids.
AUGAACAACAUGGCGCCAUCCAGUCCACGCAAGUCAAUUGACAGCCUGGCGUCUGGCGUAUCGACGCCGUCGCUCUCGCAUUAUUCUACUCCGCAGCUGGAGUCCCCUCGGGUUGCCCCUCAACGAUACCCCCUGAGGAGGGGGUCCACAGCGAGCUCGAUCGUGAGCAUUGGGGGCAUCCUAGACAUUUCCCAUCACCAUGGCUCCAUUGCUGAGUCCGGGCAAAAUGCCAUCUCUACCCUACUCCAACAUCCAAUAACUCGCACUGGCUUGACGCCUCAUACCGCCGUAUCUUCCACGGGAUAUAAGCCCCCUUCGUCCCGCGAUAUCCCUCCGGUGACCCUGACGAAUAUCCCGCAUGUGGACUCGAAAGCGUUUCAACCAUACCUCGCGCAAGUGGGCUCGCUGUACGAUGUUUUCCAGCAAUCAAAGGAGGGCUCUGGGGAAGACGCGCAGAUGCCGCCUGGUUUCAAGUCCCCCAAACCCGAUGAUAUGGAAUCAUUGAAGCCGUGGAGCUCAGAGCGAAGGUCCUCAAUAAUGUCUACUAGUUCACGGCCAACUUCCCCCUAUGAUACUCGCGGCCGACGUUCCUCCGGUGCGCGUGGCCGUGGCCCUGCUGUGACACCUUUGUCUACAAUCCCACCGGUAUAUUUCGAAGAAGACUUUCAUUUGGAGAACCCGCGUACGUUUGAUGUCAUUUCAGAAAAAUCAGAGGUGGUUAGACCCCCACGGCCACCGACUAAGGACGAUCAACCCGCCAAUGGGGGUGUCCCGGAGCCAGUCCAUACCGGCAGGAAGGCGCUUGCGACCAAUGCAAUUCUUCAAGAAAAACUAUCUUGGUACAUGGAUACGGUGGAAAUUCACCUAAUCUCCUCUAUAUCGACUGCCUCCAAGUCAUUCUUCACUGCUUUAGGUUCGCUCAGAGAACUCCAUGCGGAAGCAGCCGACUCUGUUAAGCGCAUCCAGAUUUUGCGCAAGGACUUGCAGAAAAUUGACAAGGAAAUGGCUCUGGGUGGUUUGAAGAUCGUGAACUUGCGGCGGCGAAGAGAAAAUGUGCGGAUGCUCGCUGCUGCCGUGGCUCAACUGCGAGACGUAGUGGAGUCCGUCUCUCACUGUGAGGAGUUAGUCGAGCAAGGAGACAUUGAAGUUGCUGCCGACGAACUUGAAGAGGUAGAAAAACUGAUGUCGGGCGAGAAAGCAUCUGAGCGGCCACCUGAGGAAGACGAGCAGGAUCUUCCGCGAAAACCCAUUGAUCUCCGUGGCCUGAAGGCUCUUGAGGGAGCGUCUGAUGAUCUUGCUCUAUUGAGACAACGCAUUGGUAUGGGUUACGAAACUCGUUUCCUAAAUGACCUGUUGGGAGAUCUACGAGGUCAUGUCGAAAAUGUGGCAUCUGCAUUGACCUUGCAGCGUUGGGGUGCCUCAUUCUUGCGACAACGUGGUGGCCAACGUCCUGUAUCAAUGGUUUCCCCUGCUUAUAUGAAUUUUAACAAUGAGCUGCGGUCCAGAUUGAACACCCAACUCACUGGACUAGCCAGAUCUCACUACACAACCGCCGCGGCCACAUCUUUCAAGACGGCCGUCUUACGAGAGAUGAAAGGGCUUAUUCGAAAAUACCUCCCCAGUUCUAGCGAUGACGACAAUGAAUCCAUGGUUUCAGUGUCCACUCAUGGCGACCGGCAACGGAGCCAGCAGGAGAAGUCGUCCAUUCUUGCGCGGAAUCUACGUGCUCUUGACUCAGGCGAUGCCUAUGCCAUGCUUGUCGGGGUCUAUACAGGCAUUAGUGAAUGUCUGCGCCGGCUGAGUACUCAAGUCAAGAUUCUUUUGGAUAUAGCCAGUGGUCUUGGAAGCUCUCCGGCCGCCGGUAUCAGAUCACCCUCUCGGAAUUCCAAUACGCAGAGUUCAGACCAGACCAUUAGGUCUCCCGACCAUGGAUCCUCGGCUUCGGCUAUGGCCCAAGAUGAGAUCUUGCAGGUUUUGGACAUGUCGAGCCUGCUUGGUCAAGCGGUUGACAUCGCCCAGUCUCAAAUAACCAAGGUUCUGAAGGUCCGCUCCGAGCAAACCUCUCAGCUUUCCAAGGAAGAGUUCUUGAAGUACUUCACACUCAACCGCCUUUUCGCAGAUGAGUGUGAGGCAAUUUCGGGACGUGGUGGCACUGCCUUAAAGACCAUCGUUGGCAACCAAAUCCGUGAAUUCAUUACCCGGUUUGGCGAAUCUCAACGCCACCGCAUUGUCAAGGUCAUGGACUCUGACCGGUGGGAUGCGCGGGACUUCGGUGAUUCUGAAGUCAUUGUGCUAAGUCGCAUUCUAGACGCAAGCACCAAGGAGAUCGAGGCUUGGGUAGAAGUUUCCAAGAUCUGGGUUCCAGAGAGCGAGAGUGAGCGAAAAAAUGCUUCCGAGGCAGGCAAUGGCGUCAAUGGAUCGGGCAAGGAGAAGGUGCGCAGCGCGGUUAUUGACGAGCAGAAAUACAUUCUGCCUGACUCGGCACUGGCAAUAAUGCGCAGUAUUGAAGAGUUCGAGUUCCUCAUGGCGAAUAUUCCCAGCAUGAUUCAGGACAUUGUCCCACAGCUGCUCGAAAUUUUGAAGCUGUUCAACUCACGUUCCUCACAACUGAUUCUCGGCGCCGGUGCUACGCGCAGUGCGGGCUUGAAGAACAUUACGACCAAGCACCUUGCCCUUUCGUCGCAGGCAUUGAGUUUUGUCAUUGCUCUUGUGCCGUACGUACGCGAAUUUGUCCGACGCCAUGGACAGACCAACCAAGUCAUGGCUGAAUUCGACAAGGUCAAGCGACUUUGUCAAGAGCAUCAGACCGGUAUCCACGAGAAGUUUGUUGAUAUCAUGAGCUCGCGAUCGUCAGUCCAUGUCGCCGCCAUGAAGAAGAUCGACUGGGACAACGAGACUUCCACGGGUGUUCAUUCUUACAUGGAGACAUUGGCCAAAGAGACUGGUACUCUUCACCGUGUCCUGAGCAAACACCUCCCCGAUAUGACUGUGGACAUGAUUAUGAGACCUGUGUUCAACAAUUACCGAGACCAGUGGACAGAGGCCUUUGAAGAAGCAAAUGUUGAGACAGAGGCUGGAAAGAAGAGGAUGCAAGCCGAUAUCGCCCAUCUUCAGUCUAAACUGGGAAAGAUUGAGGGUGCCGGCAACCUGGGCGACAAGCUGCUAGAGCUUGUCAACGCAAAGCGCAUUUCUGAAGCCGCAGCUGAGCCAGAGAAUCCGGAGAAGACCGAGUCUGCCAGCGACAAGCAAGACUCGGACAAGGGGGCUGACUCCUCUGAAUCUUGA